Messenger RNA from Aplosporella prunicola CBS 121167, 4395 nucleotides. RefSeq lists its product as uncharacterized. Bases 1 to 4395 code for a protein of 1464 amino acids. Gene Ontology annotation, cellular component: nucleus; U2 snRNP. Gene Ontology annotation, molecular function: U2 snRNA binding; protein binding. The record is from RefSeq and is a predicted model, not a curated record. Gene Ontology annotation, biological process: mRNA splicing, via spliceosome. NCBI's taxonomy places the organism in Eukaryota, Fungi, Ascomycota, Dothideomycetes, Botryosphaeriales, Aplosporellaceae. The transcript has 4 exons.
AUGGCCGCCCUCCAGACGGGCGUCUUUGAAAAUGGCCGCUGGGUCACCCGCAGAGUCAACAUCCACGAGAUCCUCCAGGAAAACGAGCGCCGAGAGGCCCGCGAGAGGCAGCCCGAGCCUAGGCAGCAGCAACAGCUCCACCACCAACCCGAACCGCCCGUGCUCGGCCUGCUUUCCAGGACCAUUCUCCGAAGCCCCGUCAUCAACUGGAUCAUCCCCGCCAGGGUGCGCCACCGUGAGAAGAACGACGUCGUCUUCAUCGGCGAGGACUUCAUUCACAUCAAGGAAAUCCUGUCCGAUGGCCAUCUCAGGCAUGUUGCUUCCAAAGCCGACUUUGGCUCCCACAUCCGCGCCGCCAGGGUGUUUGGCGAGCCGCGCAAGUUUAUCCACCCGCCCAUGAUCGAGCAGCCGCAGUCGCCCAUGGAAAUUGACUACACAGAAGUGAUUCCCCCGCAAAUUCUCGUCUUGACCCUUGAGUCUCAGGAGCUCAUCUUUCUUUUCGCGCAUCAAAACCCAGACGGCACCAUAGAUUUCUGGAGCAGCGCCGUGCCUUUAGAUGCCAACCGGUCUUUCCUAGAGCAACCCGGAAAACACCUGGCUGUAGAUCCCCGGUCCAGAGCCGUGGCCGUUGCCGCGUCAGAAAGCACCAUCUUCAUAUACACGGCCAAAACCAUGAAUAAUCUCAGAGAUAACUUCUCUGCCAGCACGGACAACUGGACUCCCAUCAAGGCAGAGCUGCCGGUGGUCGUUCCGGGCAUUAUUCUGAAAAUGGAGUUCCUUUACCCGGAGCCGGGGGACAAACACCACGUCAUUCUGCUCGUGAUAUAUACAAGGGACAGAAAGACGAGAAUGACCUGCUAUGAGUGGGAUCACCAACAGGGGCUUAAGUUCGUGCGACGUGUCGUGGAGGGGUUCCCCUUGCACAAGAACCAGCAAUUGCCACUGCUGCUCAUACCGUUGCAACACGGUCCCAGUUUCAUGCUCGUGGGCGAAAAGGAGAUUUAUCUGCAUCAGGAAAUUAUGACCGGAAACCCUACCAGAAGCGCUGUGGCCUUGGCCAGCGACGAAGGUCCAAGAUAUCCCGGAAAUUCGCGGCGAUUACCCGUUUGGACGAGCUGGGCCAGAACUGGGCGGAACUGGAUCUGGAAUGGAAAACCAGAAGAGAAUUUCUAUCUUGUGCGUGAAGACGGCGUGGUUCACUACAUGCAGGUCAACUCUCGCAGUGGCGCGUUGACGAGCAAAGCCGGUCAUUUUCAGUGCAACGUCAACACGGCAUUUGCGAGUCUGGAUGUCGGUUUCUAUCUCGACACUCCAGAUGUCCUGGUUGCCGCUGGCGACAUGUCGCCUGGUGAGAUUGUCAAGAUUGGCCAAUGGAGGGAUGAGAUCUCCUUUAAUGAAAGAAUAUCGUCACCAAAGACCCGUGCACAAGUUAUGGAACCAGAUUUUAUUAGUGCGAUUCCAAACUGGGGUCCGACAAUGGACAUGGCUCUUGCGGAGCCUUCAAAUGGAAGAUCCAGCAUUGCAGGCUCCAGAAGCAAGGUCCUGACAACUGCUGGAAGAGCCCCUUAUGGCGCGGUCACUGAGCUCCGGGUGGGAAUCGAGGCCAAACUGGGGUUUACCUUCGCAUCCAGCGAACUUUCUGGAGUAACUGGCUUAUGGACUCUGUCGGAUGCUUCUCAUGACGGGGUGUUUUUCCUGCUCUCCUUCCCUUCAUCGACUAUUCUUCUCCGGCUUUUCCAGGAUGCAUCUGACCCACAAGUGGACUUUGACGAAGACAGUUCUGGCAUUGAUUUUAGCAAUGAAACACUGCUGAGUGAGCCAAUCGACGAGGAAAUGGCCAUCCAAAUUACCUCUCGUACAAUUGUUGUCCUGGACACGACUAGCUCAGCUCAGGCAUUGCCAAGAAAAGGGUUCUGGGAGCUGCCAUCAGAACAAACAGUAAUUGCGGCAACUUCCUGUCCGGAGCUGUCGGCUGUAUAUCUGGCUGUUCGCACAGAGGAAGGUCUCACCAUCCAACCUGCUGUUAUUGCUGAUCGUGAUGGUGAGGCUAAGUUUAGCUGGUUACCAACGACACAGUUGCAUGACGAUCCUACUUGUCUUCAGGUUUUGGAGUUCCACAUGGGACAUGUCCUCCUCGUGGCGUCCACUGAUGGACUCAUACGCCUGUAUGCAAUUGGACAGGAUGGUGGACUUGGAUUGCUCAUUGCCAGCCACCAGAUCGACCAAAGUUCGACACAAACAUCACUGGCGGCCUGUCAAAGUGCGGUACUGCUAAGCAGCACGCAAUUUGACCCUUCAAAGAGCAACGAUAUGACGCUUGUCUGUGGUCUUCGCAAUGGAGAUCUCUACUCCAUCGAGGUACACUGUGCAAACAACGCCAACGGCAUCAAAUUGGAAAAUGGAGCAUCAACCGAACCGACGGCCGCGAAAUCGCUUUCCUGGACAAUAGCGUUUGGAGGUUCUACUAGGACCAAGUUUGGCCAGACGCCAGCAACCGUCAUCAAAGACGGGGGUGAAGAAUCAACGGUCGCUUUCGCUACUUGCGGGCCUGAGUUCUGUCGUCUCGACUAUAGCAAAGGCCGUGAGACCGGUCUGGAGAUUAACAAUGUAUGGUUCACCGACCGGAACCAACCUGCACUUCAGCAGGGGCCUGUUUCCGCGGUCUGUCGUAUACCACGACAGCCACAUUUGACCCGAGACCUUGGUAAUGCUUUGGUUUGUAUCGCUGGCAACGCUUUCCUUGUUGCCCAACUUGCCCAGAAAAAGCAGGCUGUACCGCGGCAUCUCCCUAUAAAAGGGACGCCACACCGAGUGGUUUAUUCCCAAUUUUUAAAGGCUUCGUUCGUGGCUACUACCGAGAACUUCCCGGCAAGCGGGUACCGCGUCGCCCAUUGCUAUGUGAAAAUGGUCGAAGAUGGCUGUGAGGACACGUGCACCGCGGGAUAUGCACUUGCUCCUGGAUCUCGUGUCAACAGCAUGAUGGAGUGGGUUCUCACCGGUGAGAACGGAAAGAAGCAUGCCAUGAUCGCUGUGGGCACAACAGAGAGUGAUGGACGCAGCGGCAGACUGACAAUUCUGCAAAGAAGGGUAGAAACAGACGCAGUUUAUUUAACCGCGGCAAAAGAGAUUGAUUUCAAAAGCACUGUAUACUCUUUGGCUUCGUACGGCGAUGCAAGUCUGGUCGUCUGCUUUGGCACCAAAGUGCGCAUCUACAGGUAUCAGUCGCAAAGUCCAAGAUUUAGGUUAUCUUGCGAGCAUGAAUUGCCGUCCCCCGGCGUUCAAAUCACAACAUGCGAGCCCAUCAUCCACAUCACCACGGCCCAGGACUCGCUCAUGGCCUUCAAGCUCAACUCGACCGGCGCUGCUGACAAUUCUGAGGCAGAAACUCUUAGAUUCGAGACCUUUUUCACGGACCGUCAAGCCCGACAAGCAUCGUGUCACCUGCCACUAACCCUCCCCCAUUCCGCCACCUCUCACAACCCUGCCUCCAAUGGCACGCACGACACAACCAACCCCACGGCACCAAGUACACCAUCAACGCUCGUCCUCGUCGCCGACAAAUCCGCCUCCAUAACCGGUCUCCUCCAACCCGCCACACGGACCUACCAAACCGCCGCGCCCACCAUUUUCGAAGCCGCGCUCCCACGCAGCGUAACGCGCCUCCGGCGACCCGCACGCAGCACGAUGAAGCCCCCCUACCGCCAAGCCGCGGUGCCGGGCAUCCUCGUCAACGACAUCGUCGGCUCCGCCUCGGACGGCACCCUCUUCGGCUUCAGCAUCCUGCACGAGCGGGUCUGGCGUCUGCUGCGCUUCCUCCAGGGGCUCUGCCGCGCCGAGGACCGCCGUGUCAUGGAGGCGCGCCCGGGCUCCGGCCGCGGGCCCGGCGUCGCGCAGGUGCUGCUCCAACACCAGCAGCUGCAGUUCCGCAAGGCGCGCGACGCGUCGACCGACAUGGACGCCAUGGAUGUAGAUGGCGAGGAUGAUGUGCGCAGCAGUGGCGGCGGCGGUGGUGGCAAGUCUACGACGAGCCUCAUGCGCGAAGCGGACCCCGACCGCGACGCGCCCGGCCUGCGCCGCAAGACGGCAUACCACGUCGACGGCGACGCGCUGGCGCGCUUCCUGGAGGGGCGGGGCGGGCACGCGCGGCUGCGGCGCUUGGUCGGCGAAGUAGAGGGCCCCGAGGGCGCGGAGGUGCGGCGCCGCUUCUGUGAGCUGGUGGCGCGGGCGUUUGGAGACGAGAAUGCGUCGGCGACAACGACGACGGGGCGUGCGGGCGUGGGUGUGGCACUAGGGGGGCCGGUGGGCGGAGGGCCCGAGACCGAGUCCGUGAGGCUGGAGCGCGAUGUUGCGCGCGUGUUGGCGUGGUUGAGGGAUGUGUUAGAGCCGGCGGUGUGA